This is a messenger RNA of Colius striatus (speckled mousebird), 386 nucleotides long. Its product is annotated as interleukin-8. Gene Ontology annotation, cellular component: extracellular region. The record is from RefSeq and is a predicted model, not a curated record. Lineage: Eukaryota; Metazoa; Chordata; Aves; Coliiformes; Coliidae. The transcript has 4 exons. Bases 1 to 315 code for a protein of 104 amino acids. Gene Ontology annotation, molecular function: CXCR chemokine receptor binding; chemokine activity. Gene Ontology annotation, biological process: inflammatory response; antimicrobial humoral immune response mediated by antimicrobial peptide; cellular response to lipopolysaccharide.
AUGCGAGUGCCAGCUGGGGUGGGGAUGGGGGCCCCUGUGCUCCUGUGGCUCCUGCUGCUGCUGGUCAUUUCCCACUCAGCCCACACAGCCAUCCUGGAGGUGAAUGGAAACCUGAACUGUAGAUGUGUAAAGACGACUUCGGAUUACAUCAGUCCAAAAAGAUAUGAGAGCAUUGAGAUAAGGCCUGUGGGAAGCACCUGCAGACGUACAGAAAUCAUAAUUAAAUUAGGAGGCUCAGGGAAGGUGUGCGUGAAUCCAGAUGCUCCUUGGGUAAAGAAACUGCUGAAGCGUAUUGCUAGCACGAAGAAAAAGUAAAUUUCCUGCUAAGGAAGUUGAUGCUCAGAGCCCUGAGAUGGGCUGGCAGAUGAUGCAAACCUGGGCACUCC